Coccomyxa subellipsoidea C-169 is the source of this 610-nucleotide messenger RNA. RefSeq lists its product as hypothetical. The transcript is spliced from 6 exons. The record is from RefSeq and is a predicted model, not a curated record. Bases 92 to 610 code for a protein of 172 amino acids. NCBI's taxonomy places the organism in Eukaryota, Viridiplantae, Chlorophyta, Trebouxiophyceae, Coccomyxaceae. Gene Ontology annotation, cellular component: cytosolic small ribosomal subunit. Gene Ontology annotation, molecular function: structural constituent of ribosome; RNA binding.
GUGCACUGCAUCUCCAGGUUUCUUCUAGAAACUAUCCACCGGGAGUCGAGUUGGCCUUGAGCCGACGCGGAAAGACUCCUACCCUGUCACGAUGCUGAUUCCUAAGAAGAACCGCAAGGAGGUCUACAAGUAUCUCUUCAAGGAGGGAGUUCUCUAUGCCGAGAAGGACUUCAACCUGGAGCAGCACCCGGAGAUCGAGGGCGUGCCCAACCUCCAGGUCAUCAAGCUCAUGCAGAGCUUCGUGUCCAAGGAGCUUGUGACUGAGCGCUUCGCCUGGCGCCACUACUACUGGUUCCUGACCGACUCCGGCAUUGACUUCCUCCGCGAGUACCUCAACCUGCCCUCUGAGAUCGUUCCUGCCACCCUUAAGAAGUCCACCAGGCCUCUCGAGCGCGGCACCGGGGACAGGCCCCCCCGCCGAGACGGCGACCGGCCACAGCGCCGCGGCUUUGGGGACGGACCCCCCGGCAGCGGUGGCGGCUACCGCGAGGGUCGCGAGGGCGGCCGCGGCUUCGGCCGCGGCGCUUCUGACAAGGAGGGUGCCCCGGGUGCUUACCGCCCCGAGUUCGGCCGCGGCGGCUACGGCCGUGGUGCUGCACCGCCUUCUUAA